Messenger RNA from Elgaria multicarinata webbii, 5263 nucleotides. It is a transcript of the gene TRIM35, whose product is annotated as tripartite motif containing 35. NCBI's taxonomy places the organism in Eukaryota, Metazoa, Chordata, Lepidosauria, Squamata, Anguidae. Gene Ontology annotation, biological process: protein ubiquitination; positive regulation of apoptotic process; innate immune response. Bases 29 to 1624 code for a protein of 531 amino acids. The record is from RefSeq and is a predicted model, not a curated record. Gene Ontology annotation, molecular function: zinc ion binding; ubiquitin protein ligase activity; protein binding. Gene Ontology annotation, cellular component: cytoplasm. The transcript has 7 exons.
GGGAUCCAGGGAUCGCCAGCUAGGAGUGAUGGCUUGUUUCUUCCCGGGCGAUCUCACCCGCAGCCCCAGGCGAAGGAGCUCCAGGACCUGUUGCCAGAAAUGCCUGCCUUCUGCCUCUAUUGCACCAAGCAAAGCUAUGGCCAAGCAAAGCGCUUUGCCUUUGGCCCCGUCCUUGCCCACCGCCACCAUCAAGGAGGAGCUGCUCUGCCCUAUCUGCUACGAGCCCUUCAAAGAGGCCGUCACCCUCUGCUGCGGCCACAACUUCUGCAAAGGCUGCGUGAGCCGCUCCUGGGAGGGUCAGCUUCGCCACGUCUGCCCGGUGUGCAAGGCGGCCUGCUCCCCGGAGGACCUGCGCACCAACCACACGCUUGCCAACAUUGUGGAGAUGUUCCUCAAGCAGGAGAAGAAGCAGCAGCAGCAGCAGUCGGGCGAGGCUUCGGCCCUCUGCCCCCUGCACCGGGAGGAGGCUAAGCUCGUCUGCCUGGAUGACAAGGAGCUGGUCUGCUUUGUGUGCCAAAGCUCCAAGCAGCAUGCGGACCACAGAAUGAAACCCGUGGCGGAGGUGGCCAAGAACUACAGGGCCAAGUGUAAGGACAUGGAAAACUCCUUGCGGGACAAAAUGAGAGAAUUUGGAAGAAUGCAGUCAGAUUACAGGCUCAUUGCGAACCACAACAAGGCAGAAAGUACCAGGCUGGAGAAGGAGAUUAAAAAACAGUUUGAGCAACUGCAUGAGUUUCUGCAGAGCGAGGAGAGGAAGAUGGUGGAGGAGCUGCAGGAGGAGACCCAGAAGAAACAGGACCUGAUUGAUGACCAAGUUAAGAAGCUAUCUGAAGAAAGUGAUAUCCUGCUACAAGAAGUCAGCCAGCUGCAGGCUGACCUGAAAGACGAUGACAUCUCUUUCCUCAAGAAACACCAAAACCGAAAACGAAGAAUUGCCUGGACAGUAGAGCAGCCAGAAGCGAUUCCACCAGGGACUCUGGUAGAAGUCACUAAGUACUUGGAUUCUUUGCAAUAUAGUGUGUGGAAGAAGAUGCUGGAUAUCAUCAAAGUAGUCCCAUUCAGCUUUGAUCCCAACACAUCUGCAAGCUGGCUGGAAGUUUCUGAUGACCUCAGCAGCGUUGCCACCUGUAACUAUAAGCUGAUGGUGGAAGUUCCAGAACGCUUCUCCACCGACAUGCCUUGUGUCUUGGGCUCCAAAAGUUAUUCCAAAGGGACUCACACCUGGGAGGUAGAUAUUGGUGGCAUCGAGUAUUGGUACAUCGGAGUGGCCAAGAAGUCCUGCGGCUACUACUGGAGCUUUGGCUGUGAUUCCCGACUGGGGUUUGGAUACAUGUAUCGCAUGCAAGGUACCAAGGAUAAGAAAAGCCAGUCCUCCCAAUCAAUUGUGUCGGAAAGUGGGCGAAGGAAGGCCCUCAAGAGAGUGAGAGUGGAGCUGGACUGUGAUGAAGGCGAGCUCUCGUUCUACGAUGCUGAGCGGAAGAGCCAUAUUUAUACCUUCCAUGACAAGUUUGGGGAAGUCUUUCCAUACUUCUGCAUCUGCAGCGUAGGUGCUGCUGUCUCUCCAACUGAGCCGUUCAGAAUUUGCCCGCUUCAGGUUCUGAUAAAGAAAGAUUAUCCAAACUGAGCGAAACCACGAUUCUUUUCUCCCUCUUAUCUAUGUGCCUCCUCUGUUAUGAAAGCUUGCAUACACUAACUGACACUGAAACAGCAAAAAGAACACAUUGCAUUAGCUUGAUGAUAUUACAGUAUUUGGAAUGUGGGGAAUUUUCCAGCACAGGCAGACCUAAGAGGCCCAACCAGCUCUGUCAAGUUGUGUCCAGAAGGAGGUCACGUUGGGGGUCUACUGUUUGGUACCACACCCAUUGGUCUAUCAUGUCCCACAUAAUCCCUAUGUUGUACAUCUACAUGAAACUGCUGGGAGAGGUCCUUGUGGGCUUUGGCGUGAGGUGCCAUUAAUAUGUUGGUGGAAUUCUGCUUUAUUAUUCCUUGUUACCAAAGAAGCAGUCAAUAUCCUUGAAUGUUCCUAAAUUCAAUAAUAGGCUGGGUGAGCAUGAACAAGCUGAGAUUAAAUCCAGAAAAGACAAGGGUGCUAUUGUUUGCUUUGGAAGGGGUCACCCUUCCCCUGAAAAAUCAGGUUAUAACUUGGGAGUGUUCUUGGAUCCUAUGGUUGUCCCUUGAUUUUGAGAUCCCUGCAGUGACAGAGAGUGCAUUUGCAGAACUAUGUCUACUGUGCCAGCUGGGGUCAUUCCUGAGUCACUGAUCUAGCAAUAGUUGUCUAGGUCUUGGUUACUUCAAAGCUGGACUAUUUUAAUGUGCUCUAUGUGGAGCUGCACUUGAAGACUGUCCAGAACCUUCAGUUGGUGCAAAAUGCAGCGUGCACGGUAUUGGGAUCACAUCACUGCUUGCAAAUUCUUUUCCGGGUUCAAGUUAAGAUGUUGAGUUUAACCAUUAAAGCUAUAAGGGCACAAUCCUAUGCAUCAGUAGUAGUAGUAGUAGUAGUAGUUGUUGUUGUUAUUAUUAUUAUUAUUCCGCCUUCUUCCCAAUGCUGGGACUCAAGUGGUGUACAAGAUUAAAACAUAUACAAUUAAAGCAUAUAAAUAUAAAUUUACAAAAGAUAAAAUAGAAUUAAACCCACAGUAAAAUUAAAAACUUUAAAAACAUUUUUAAAAAGCAGUCACUUUUUUUAAAAAAAAUAAUCCAAUACAUUAAUACAGGUCCAGAGUAUGUCCAAAUGACUGCUGGAACAAAAAAGUUUUUCCUGCCUCCAAAAGCGUAAUGAGGGUGCCAGGCUAGCCAUCCUGGGAAGGUAGUUCCGGAGCUUUGGAGCAGCCACUGAGAAGGCCCUCUCCCGUGUACCCAUCAGGUGUGCCUGUGAUGUUGGUGGGACCAUGAGAAGGGCCUCCCCAGAAGAUCUCAGAGCAUGAGCAGGCACAUAUGGGAGAAUACGGCCUUUCAGAUAACCUGGACCCAAGGCAUAUAGGGCUUUAUAGGUGAUAAACAGCACUUUGAAUUGUGCCUGGAAACAGACCAGAAGCCAGUGGAGCUGUUGUAAUGGGAGUUGCAUGCUCCCUGUAUACAUGUUUAAACAGAAAAAAGUCUUACAACUCCCUGCAUUCCUCAGCCAAGCCAAAACAGAUUGUGCCCUAAAUGGCUUAGUUCCUGGCUAACUGAGCCCAGUAUGAACCUGCUCAGUUACUAAGGUCAGCAGGAGAGGUCCAUUUUGAAGUCACCCUCUUUACAAAGAGGCCUGUUUGUCAGACAUGUGGGGAAGGAUUUUUUUUCCUGUACUCCUCCUCUGGAGUUAAAACUGGUUCCCACUCUCCCUGCAUUCAGGACAGGGGUCAAGACGGAUCCCACCCACCCCUAAAAUCUGGCCUUUUCAAUUCUUAAUGGUAUUUAAGGUUGUUUUUAAUGUUUUAUUGUAUUUGUAGUUGUUUAUUACUUUUUGAGUUUCAUCCCUAAAUUGCCUUGUACGCUGACAGAAAGGCAGUAUAAAUGGAAUAAAUAAAAUUUAAAAAUAGAUAACUGUCUUAAACUGUGUAUUGUGGGGUGCUACUAAGGGUAGAACAACAUAUUUGACAUAUGGGGGCAACUUACUGCCAAUUCCUUCACAAUCCUCGGAAUUAAGUGCGGGGAGCACAAGAGCAGUGUAAUUCUCUCUUGAGGCUUGCACAAGAGAAACCUCCCCACGUGAAAAUGCAGGCAUUAACGUAUCUUGGGAUGACCUUGCUCAAGACAUCUGUUUGUUUUAUUCAGUCCCAACACAUUCAUAGGAGCUUAAGGGUGGCCAUGAAAGUACAUGCAUACAUAAGUUGAGCGUGCUGCAGCCUACACUUUGCAGGAGGCAGGCUGUAGUUGCAAUGGGGGAGGGAGGGCUGAGGAAUGUCGCAAGAGGCUUUCUUGCUGCCUAACCCAUCUGGCCCAUCCCUGUCCCCUCUCUAGAACAGCAAAAGAGGCUGUAAUUAAACCCUCAUCAAACGAUCUGCUACUGCACCAGGCACAGCAAAAGAUUUAUAGAGACUGGGAAAGGGGGCUUGAAAUAGACAAGGUAGUUUCUGAUUGGCUCUGAUCUGACAGCAUUAUGUCACCACCACCCAAUCAGAAGACACUGUCUCCCCAGUGGGCAUGUGUUGGAAGUCUAGCAGGGAAUUAACCCCUUCGGGGCUCUUGGUUUGCAAAAUGGGAAGAGGGUUUUGAAGACUUCCUCUUUACUGCCAGGGCUACAGGAGAUUAAUCAUUCCAGCGGAGUCUUGCGUUAGCUUCUGACUAAAGAGUUGCUGUAGCAUUUAAUAGCUGCAGGGCAUGCGGAAAUUCACCGCAGAAAGUUUUUCACAUCCCUGUCUGAAUAAUAACAGGAAGAGUAUCCCCCCCCCCUUCACACACCCCUCUGCAAGCCACAACACUUCCUUUGGGACAUUAAGAAAUGCUACUCCCAAGGGAAGUUGUUGAAUAGUAUUAAGGAUGCGCCAAACUAAAUUCUCCUUGGAAUUGGUUUUGCCAGCUUUUUUUUCUUUUCACCAGCUUCUGCGCCUUUAACAACAGCCCAGUCUAUAGUCAUGAGCUGGCUUUGUUUGGGUUUCUGUCAAUCAAGCUGCUGUUAAAGCGCAGGAGCAACAAGACUGUUGUUUCUGGUUAGAUGGCAACCCCAUUUGGUAUUGUCUUGGAUGUUUUACUAAUUUAUGGGGUCUGAUUGCCAUAUUUGGGGUUGCAAAAGGAAUGCUCUCUCUGGCUCCCUUCUCCUGACCUUCUAAGGCCGUAGCUAGACCUAAGGUUUAUCCCAGGAUUAUCCUGGGUUCAUCCCUGCCUGAGCGCUGGAUGCCCUGUGUGGCACUUAGAUGAACAGGUUUGACCCCAGGACAAUCCUGGGAUAAACCUUAGGUCUAGCUACGGCCUAAUACACAGCUUAGUUCACUUGUGUGAGAUAGCUUACACUCUGCACAUAUCAUUUUGCAAUUAAUCUCCUCUAUUGGGGCUAGGGAUGUAUGAGAAAUUUGUUUGUUUUUGAUUGAGAUUUACCCAAAUUGUACUUUCCAGACCAAAUAUGCAAAGCUCAUACCGCCCUCAAAAAACAAAGGCAUUUGACUAUGCACACCUUUGAAAAAUAUACAUACUUUUGGGAAAUGCACACAAAUCAAUGGGAGAGGAAUGGGUACAUUUCAAAGAUGUGCACAGCUGAUGCUUACAUACAAGUGGGGCACACUUUAGUGCGGUAUAUAUUGUUUCUUUAGAAAUGGAGGUUGGUUAGACAUGACUCUCAACAUAU